This is a messenger RNA of Peniophora sp. CBMAI 1063, 1098 nucleotides long. The record is from the annotation of a GenBank genome assembly. NCBI's taxonomy places the organism in Eukaryota, Fungi, Basidiomycota, Agaricomycetes, Russulales, Peniophoraceae.
AUGUCUAAUAUGACAGAGGUACAGCUGGGCGAGAUAGCAGAUGAUGUCAAAUGGAUAUCUGCUUAUUGUGUAUUCCCUCUCAUCUUAGAGAGCAUGCUAUUCGCAUUAUUCACCGUUCUCAUAGCGUACCACAGUCUCAAGUACUGGGAAGGAAGGAAGCGAACACGCAGCAUCUUCGCUGUCUGUGUCUGUCUGUACAUCCUUUGCGCGAUCUGUUGGGCUCUAGACGUAUGGAUCGUCUGGGUAGACCUUUACCACGUCCUCCCUCGCCAGUUGUCGCCAGCGACCCUGGAUCCUGCAAGCGAUCCUUACGCUACUGUGGACCGCCUUACAGGGCCGAUGCUCUUCGCUCGCCACAUAUGCACGAGGAUAAUUUUCAUCAUGUGCGACUGGGUAUCAUUAUGGAGAGCUUAUGCCAUCUACGGGAGCCCACGGUGGCUCAAAAUCGCAUGCAUCAUGAUCGUUGCUGUGUCAUGUGCUUUGUAUACGGUCGUAACCAUCUUCAGUGCUACACCGAAGCUGAAUGACCCACCUGCAUUUGCGAUACGAUUCCUGGUGUUUCAUGGUGGAGUGAACAUGGCGUUUGAGUACAUGUCUCUAUCGACGACGGCCUGCGCUCAAAUCUUCGCGACUGCAUUGAUAGCCUGGAAGGCUUGGAUAUACCGACGAGACGUCGCCAUCCCCUUGUCCAAGAGGGACGCGACCGGUUCUACCGAUCACAAGCGCCUCUUCACGAUACUCUGCAUCGUGAUCGAGACGGGUAUCUUAUACACCUGUCUAUUCAUCACCCACGUCCUGUCUGUAGCCAUACUACUUGGCGCGGGAUACUCAACGUGGUCCUUCUUUUGGAUCAGUCAACUUUCGGGAAUCUGCCCCACGCUGAUCGUUGUCGUUGUUUCCAUACAACAAUCGGUCCUUGAGCGCAGCGCACAGACAGACAACGCGGCUUCUGACCUGACACUAUCCAUCCAAUUCGCAGGCAACCCUCGGGAUCAACGCCUUUUGGGGAAGUGCGACUGCUCUUUUCCAAAGGAGAUAUUAACGCCGACUCAUAAACGAGACAAUUCCGUUGGGUCUCAGUCCGCGUUGUCCGAUUGA